AUGUCACAGAGUGCCACGCAGCGGGCCCUGGCGUGGGGUGGUGGGUGGCUGGGCGGCUGGGCAGCAGGCACGCCCUGCUCCUUCCGGCCAGCUGCUGCCUGCAUCUCACAGCACACUGGGGACACUGUUAUGGAAGCCAACCUGGAUGUUGCUGGCCGUGGGCCCCGCACAGAACUGGACGAUGAGGACUACUACCCGCAGGGUGGCUGGGACACAGUCUUCCUAGUGGCCUUGCUGCUCCUGGGGCUGCCAGCCAACGGGCUGAUGGCGUGGCUGGCCGGCUCCCAGGCCCGGCAUGGGGCGGGCACGAGGCUGGCCCUGCUCCUGCUCAGCCUGGCCCUCUCCGACUUCUUGUUCCUGGCGGCAGCAGCCUUUCAGAUUCUGGAGAUCCAGCAUGGAGGGCACUGGCCACUGGGGACAGCUGCCUGCCGCUUCUACUACUUCCUGUGGGGUGUGUCCUACUCCUCUGGCCUCUUUCUGCUGGCAGCCCUCAGCCUGGACCGCUGCCUGCUGGCACUGUGCCCGCGUUGGUACCCUGGGCGCCGCCCGGCCCGUCUGCCCCUGUGGGUCUGUGCUGGGGUCUGGGUGCUGGCCACACUCUUCAGUGUGCCCUGGCUGGUCUUCCCCGAGGCCACCGUCUGGUGGUACGACCUGGUCAUUUGCCUGGACUUCUGGGACAGUGAGGAGCUGCCCCUGCGGAUGCUCGAGAUCCUGGGGGGCUUCCUGCCGUUCCUCCUGCUGCUGGUGUGCCACGCGCUCACCCAGGCCACCGCCUGCAGGACCCUCUGCCGCCACCAGCCCCGGCCCCCCGCCCGCCCUGGCUUUGCCCGCGUGGCCAAGACCAUUCUGUCAGCUUAUGUGGUCCUGCAGCUGCCCUAUCAGCUGGCACAGCUGCUGUACCUGGCCUUCCUGUGGGACCUCUACCCCGGGUACCUGCUCUGGGAGGCCCUGGUCUACUCGGACUACCUGAUCCUGCUCAACAGCUGUCUGAGCCCCUUCCUCUGCCUCGUGGCCAGUGCCGACCUCCGGGCCCUGCUGCGCGCCGUGUUCUCCUCCUUUGCAGCCGCUCUCUGCGAGGAACAGCCAGGCAGCUUCACGCCAGCUGAGCCCCAGCCCCAGGUGGGCUCUGAGGGCCCGACUCUGCCAGGGCCCAUGGCUGCGGCCCAGCCACGACUGGAUGCCGUGGCCCUGCCUCAGGUGAGCCCCACGGCCCAGACACGGUCGGAUGCUGUGGCCCAGGAACAGCCAGUGGUUGAGGCUCACACCCCUGCCUCUGCUUCCGGCUUGGCCGCCACCCCCUGUGAUGAAGCCUCCCCUGGCCCAUCCCCAGGGCCCACCUCGGGAGCCUCGGGGAACCCAGCCACACAGGCUGUCCCUGAGGGAGAGAGCCCUGGCAGUGCCCCGCCAGAGGAAGCCUCCAGCCCAGGCCCCACGUGA
This is a messenger RNA of Urocitellus parryii (Arctic ground squirrel), 1437 nucleotides long. It is a transcript of the gene Gpr152, whose product is annotated as G protein-coupled receptor 152. Gene Ontology annotation, cellular component: plasma membrane. Gene Ontology annotation, biological process: G protein-coupled receptor signaling pathway. NCBI's taxonomy places the organism in Eukaryota, Metazoa, Chordata, Mammalia, Rodentia, Sciuridae. Gene Ontology annotation, molecular function: G protein-coupled receptor activity. The record is from RefSeq and is a predicted model, not a curated record.